Diachasmimorpha longicaudata is the source of this 9228-nucleotide messenger RNA. RefSeq names its product F-actin-monooxygenase Mical (gene Mical). The record is from RefSeq and is a predicted model, not a curated record. The coding region runs from base 253 to 8022 and encodes 2589 amino acids. NCBI's taxonomy places the organism in Eukaryota, Metazoa, Arthropoda, Insecta, Hymenoptera, Braconidae. The transcript is spliced from 18 exons. Gene Ontology annotation, molecular function: protein binding.
GAAGGGGCACAGGAGAUGGUGUAGUACACGAUUGCAAUGAUAAUGACAGUGGGCCUGGAGGAUUGACUCAUUGACAGUCAUACCGCGUGUCAAUCGUCUCGUUGGAUACACGAAUCGAAUGACAAAUCAUGUGCCACCCUAAAACUAGUCUUUGAAGGCAUAUUUACUGGGAGAGAGGCACGGUGAGAGAUAAUCAACGAGGCUGAGAAGAGAGUCAUUGAAAGACAAGGGGGAAACGACAAUUAACGCAAGAUGGAUCAUGGUCAUCAGGGGGGCAGAAAGCAACUCGCUGUAUCGCCGGAAGUUGCUAUGGCAAAUGAGGUCUUUGAUCAAUUCUGCAAUGCCACAACACUCAAGUCCAUACUUGGACACUUUCGACAUCUUUGUGAUCUACUUAAUAUGCGCUCCAAUACUUUCCCUCAGUUUUAUCCAAAAUUUAAAUCGAAAUUGAGAUCGUGGAAGGCACAGGCAUUGUGGAAAAAAUUUGAUCAACGGGCCAAUCACAAGUGUUAUAAUCGAGGAAAAGCAUGCCCGAAUACACGAGUGCUAAUAAUUGGUGGUGGUCCGUGCGGUUUACGUGCAGCCAUCGAGGCUCAACUGCUCGGGGCUAAAGUCGUGGUCAUCGAGAAGCGUGACAGAAUGUCCAGAAACAAUGUCCUCCACCUCUGGCCAUUUGUCAUUCAAGAUCUUCGCGGUUUAGGGGCGAAAAAAUUCUUUGGAAAAUUCUGCGCCGGUUCCAUUGAUCACAUAAGUAUUCGUCAGCUUCAGUGCAUCCUCUUGAAAGUCGCCCUAAUUCUGGGUGUUGAAUUUCACGAGGGUGUGAGUUUUGAAUCCCUUGUGCCACCCCCAGAGGCACAGGAGGAGGGAAAAAUCGGUUGGCGGACAAAAACAACACCAUCGGAUCAUCCAGUAUCACAAUAUGAAUUCGACGUGCUAAUAGGUGCUGAUGGCAAAAGAAAUACUCUAGAGGGUUUCAAACGCAAGGAAUUUCGUGGUAAAUUAGCAAUAGCCAUAACAGCUAAUUUUAUAAAUAAACGUACAGAGGCGGAGGCACGAGUGGAGGAGAUAAGUGGUGUUGCAUUUAUCUUCAAUCAAAAAUUUUUCAAGGAAUUGUACCAAGAUACAGGAAUUGACCUUGAGAAUAUAGUGUACUAUAAAGAUGACACGCAUUAUUUUGUGAUGACAGCUAAAAAGCACAGCCUGAUAGACAAGGGCGUUAUACUUCAAGAUCACGCUGACACAGCUAAAUUAUUGGCUAAAGAGAAUGUAGAUCGCGAUGCCUUGAUGCUUUACGCAAGAGAGGCAGCUGAUUUCUCCACUCAGUACCAAAUGGUAGACAUGGAGUUUGCUGUCAAUCAUUAUGGCCAACCGGACGUUGCGAUGUUUGAUUUUACAUCUAUGUAUGCUGCUGAGAAUGCAAGUAGAGUGAUAGAGAGACACGGACACAGACUACUCAUGACUCUUGUUGGUGAUAGUUUGCUUGAGCCAUUUUGGCCAACGGGUUCGGGCUGUGCCAGGGGUUUUCUCAGCUCUCUGGACGCCUGUUGGGCCAUUAAAAGCUGGAGUGCCCAGCACUCGCCCCUUGAGGUUCUCGCUGAGCGUGAAUCCAUCUACAGAUUACUGGGACAAACAACCCCAGAGAACUUGAAUCGUGAUUACGCUGCUUACACUCUCGAUCCUCAUACCAGGUACCCCAACCUGAAUCCCAGAUCUGUUUCUACGGUGCAGGUAAGAGGGCUCCUGGAGACUGAUGAUCCUGAAAGCCUCAAACAGCCACCAGUACAGCCGAGUGUCGAACUGCCGAAAAAACGACGUCGUCGUGAUACGCAAAUUCAUCCUGAUACGCUACUCCACUGGCUCCAGAAACAGGUGGUACUUUAUGACGCUGUGCAAAUAACUGAUAUGACAUCGUCAUUCAAAGAUGGACUGGCCAUAUGUGCAAUCAUUCAUCGAUAUCGACCGGAUUUGAUUGAUUUUUAUUCGCUAAAAUCCGAGGAAGUUGAGAAGAAUAAUCAACUGGCUUUUGAUGUACUCGAGAAGGAGCUUGGUAUUGCACCGAUAAUGAACGGUGAAGAAAUGGCCCACUGCGAUGUACCCGAUAAACUACCUAUGUUUUCCUACCUCACGCAAUUGUACGAGGCCUUCCAUGGUGAAAUACCUCACAUUAAGCAUCCGAAAUUGGAGCCAGAGGCGGAUGAGAGACCGUUGUAUGAUAAACAAUUGGCACAACUCACGAGUGAACAGAAGGUUCACUUGAUCGGGCGUUUGGCUAAACACGAGACAGCGGGUAGAGCAAGACACUCGCGAUCAUCGAGGCACAAUAAUGAGAAUGUCCAGGCCAUGGGGGAUAAGAAGACUGAUGGAAGCCUUGGGAGGAGAUCCAGAAAGCGAAGGAGUAAUGAAAAAAUGGGAGCAAGUGUCGAGGAAAGGCAAAAACGACUCGAGGACAUUGCGAACAAUCGCAUUGAAAGAAUGAAGAGAAGACAAUUUUUACGAAAAAUGGCGACCCAGCAGUUUUAUAAGAGUUUACAGAUGCUACAGGCUAAUGCUAAACGUGAAAAAGACGAUGGCCCAUUUGAAGAUUAUUCAAUAUAUUUAUAUCGUCAAACAGCCGCUGAUUUCAAGGAUCGGGUUAAAGAAUUAGAGCAGAAAAUACUUUAUCCAGAUAGGGAGCCAAAAAUGGCUCUGCAGUACAAGGGCAACAUGGACGAGGAUUUCUCGGGAAGGAUAAAAAAUAUGGAGGACAAAUUACGUGGGGCAACGCCUACGGACAAGAAACCGCGAGAUCUUCUACGGGCGAUUGGAAAAAUUGAAAAAACCGAUUGGAACGUGAAGGAGAUUGAGAAAAAAAUUGAAGAGAAUAAAAUGAGUAGAGGAGCUCGGCAGGACCGAGAGCGUGUACCAAAGUGGAGCAGAGAGCAAUUUCUAGCGCGUCAAAUAAAAAUGGAGAAGAAAGGAAAGGAUCCAAACGAGCCAGAGAGUAAAUACACGGAAAUCGACAAUACCCUGAAGUCUAUGGACCGAAAGAUCAAAGAUGGAAAUGUUCUCGGGCACAAUAAAGUAUCAGCAAUGGCUGAACAAUUUGCAAAUAAGAAUCAGGACAAUGAACCCAAGGUCCAAAGAUCAAAUUCAAAAGCAGCAAUCGUUCUGCCAACCCAAGGGGGUUCUGAAACAUGCCAUUUUUGUGAUAAGAGGGUAUAUCUCAUGGAAAGACUCACCACUGAGGGGAAAUUCUUCCAUCGCGGUUGCUUCCGGUGUGAAUACUGUUCGACAUCGCUUCGUAUCGGCAAUCACACAUUCGAUAGGGAGAAAAAUGGUGGGCGGUUCUAUUGUACUCAACACUUUGGUCUGCCUGGAACAAUGAAGACUCGGUUGGAUAAGAAAAAAGUGCCACUGCUCAACAAGGAGAACAUACCAGACUCAUCGGGGAAAAUUAAAACAACCCCCGAAAAGAGUCAGACAUUAAAGCCGCCAUUGGACGGUGUAGCUGGUUUGGAUCUACUGGAUCGUGGUCAAACACCCGAGAGAAUUGAAUUUGAAAAUCUCGCGGAAAUGUCGGACGCCGAGGAGGCCCACAGUCAAAUGGAUGAGGAUGAAUGGACAGAUCGGAAUUUCGGUGCGUCAGCAGCAGAAAUGGGCUCAAGCGAUGAUAUAUCUGACAUGAGUGAUUCAGAUGAUGAUAAUGAGAUCUACGAGGAGGCCAUUGAUCAGCCACUGACGACCGAGGGCACCAUUGAAUUGGCUAAAAAUUGGACCCUGAGGUAUUCAACAAAUCCCCAUGGAUCUGGUGCUAAUUCAGACACUGGUAGCAACGAGUAUGAGGACUCCAGUGACGAUUACACUAGCGAGGACGAAGAAAGUGGCACGGCAACCGAAGACGAGGAUGAGGCGAGGGCCCGCGAGCUGAGAAAACAGGAGGUCUGGGUGAAGGUACCACCGAGGGAGUCCGAUGACACUGAGACGGGAUCCGAAACAGAGGUCGCCUCGGAUGAGUCAUCAAGUGAGGAGUGUCAGGAGAAUUCGGCGACUGAAAUCUCCACAGAUUCCGAAUUUGAGCAUGACGGUACAACGCCAACGCAGCACGAGAUACCUGAGAUAACAAUAAACGACUGUUUCGUGAGAAAAACUCGUGGUCAGUAUGUUGAACCAAAGAAAGUGCAAGUGAAGAGCCGAAUGAUAUCGCCAGUCAAUGGAAACGUCAAGAACGAGGAGCCUAACAGUCCCAUAAAUAAAACAAACAUGGAAAACCUGAGUAAAACUGUUAUUCGGCCAACAACCCUGAGUCCAAUGCCUCUGAUAAAUCCGAGAAAAGGGGACUACUUGUUGAAUCGAACUCAUUCCACUGAGGGUAUUGCCUCCAAGCUCUCCCUGGAGCUCAAGAAGAAGUAUUUGCUGGGUGGCUCAGUCCUUGGAGGGAGCGUCAUGAAGUCAGGAUCGACAUCAAACGUCGAUACAAAAUUACGAAACUUCACAGACUCAAUAUCUCAACAUCAGAAGCUCUUAAAUCCUGCACCAGUUCCUAGUCCCACGAUGCAAGCCUUUCUCCAGGGGACAAAUAAAUUGCACUCGACCUCCAACAUUCCCCUCUCCCCCAUCUCCACAAAACCAAAGCAAUUAAUUUCGUCCGUAGAGAAACCAAAAGACCCCGAACUACCGCCGACUCCGCUCCCUGAUUUACUCAAGGAGACAAACAUCAUGAAGUCUAAGACAGAUCCCAACAUCCUUCGAACUCGAAUCCUAUCCUACUCCAAAAAUCCUGAAGGCAAAAUAGAUGAAGCUAAAAUAGAAGAUGAAAAAGAUAAGAUUCUGGAGAAAAUUCUCGACGAUCUACAAUCACCAGAAGUAAACGAGGAGAACGGAGAUUGUCGUCCGAGAAGUCCCCUACAUGAAACGUCUAUUGUCGUCCCCCAAGUGGAUUGGUCCAAAACAGCUAAAGAUAAAAAUGAUGACAGCACUGAUGACUCUGAAAUGGAUUCAGAUUCAUUAUCUUCAAGUGAAACUGACGUUAACGAAGAGGACAAAAAAGAACUUAUUCGAGGCAAACUGUCACCUCCGAGGCUGCAAAUACACAGCACAGAUGGAGACCUCCUCCUGGAUGAGGAGAUAGAGAGGUACAGAGAGCCCGAGGAUGCAAUGAACUUUGAGCCGGACUCAAUCGAGUGCAUCCUAAAUGUCCGAGAAGAAGAGAAAUCAGAACACAGUGACUCAAUCAAGUCAGACCCCUGGGCAAGACCUCGAGAGGAUGAUAAUAAAACUCCCACUGUUGAAAUUGAGGCAAUUAACAACAAUUUAAAACGGUUAGACCUCACAGAGACGAAUCAACAGGUCAGCAACUGCAGCAGUCCCAGUUCAGUUGCCUCGAGUAUCUCGAAGCACGACGAUUCCUUCGAAAAUGAUCUGACAACAGCGGCCUUAACCGAAACUGAAUUUUCAGAGUGGGCUAGGGACGGUGAUGGCCUUGUUUCAGCUGAUCUGAAGGACACAGAAUUCGACAUGAGUUUAGCAUCGAAAAAGCCGAAAUAUAAAUUCAAUUAUGAAGGAACUGCGAGGAUCGCUAAAGAGGAGGAUCUCACUGACAUCGAGCAGUGGUCGGAGAAUUAUUCUAAAAAGAUCGAGAGAGCCUUCAACUUUCCCUGCAAUGAUACGUCGAAGCUCCUCGCUAACGGCGAAGACAUCGAUUACAUGGAUACCGAUAAUGAGUCGUUGUUAGAUAGUCUCAGAGAUACAGCAAACAUUCCAGUGACGAAAAAUCGUGGAUACGUGGAAUUCGUUAACGUCUCAGACAUCCCGAGAGACGAACUAAAUCAAAAACUGAAUGAUGCACCGAUCGCCAGGGCUGAGGUUGAACCAGAAUCAAUAUCAGAUGACGAAAAAUACCAGUACAAUAAAUACGAUAACGUUAUUGAGAUCAAUCCAGUGACGAUGGAUGACAUCAAAGACAGACUGACGAGUACGAAAUCAGUGGAUAACACCCCGAGGGAGCCUGUCAUCGAGGCUGUAAAUCGAGAAAUGAUUCAGUCAAUGGAUGAAGACAGUCUCCUUGUGAUUGAGCAAACAGAGGACACCACGACGAGUGAACUGACGACAAUAAAAGCUAGUCCAGUCUGUCCCCUACCACCAAUGCAACCUGAAAUGAAAGUAGAACCGUCCAAGUCUGAUACAACAGAUAUAAAUCAUCCAGAUUAUCUGGAAUACGUCAAACGUCUGCAGUCACGAAUCGCUGAGUUCUCAAAUGUGAAAGACUCCAUCGACGUCAGAAAAUCUAAACGUAAGAACUCCAAGAACGCACUGCCAGAUCGUUCAGCUGAGAUGAUUGCCGAGGAAAUAAAGAAUCAAGAGUCAUUAAAUACAAGUUAUAACUCGCCAGCUACCUCCAGAAAACUCGAAGAGUUAACUCGUGAACGAUCGAAGCAGAAGAAUCUCAUUCAGGAUCUUCUGAUGGAUAAAAUCGAGGCGCAUAAGCAGAAAUCAGCUGAGAAGAAGGCGAAAAGAGCAGCGAGAACAGCUUCCUGCAAUUCAGGUAUUCAACUAUUCCCAGCAAAAUGCAGUACUCCUCCUGCAGUGCCUGGUGCACAUUUUCCACUUGCCACGCCAAUUCGCACAUUUGCCGAAGCUAAAAAGUCCCUCGAUGCACCAGCCUCAGUAGAGACUAAACAAUUUAGUGAGAUUAAAACACUGCCAAGUAUUGAGGUGAGAAAUGAUCCUUUCAAGACACCAGUAGCACCACCGAGACUGAAGCACGAGGAGGCAAGGAGAACUGCUGAAAAAGCUAAACAGGAGGCGAGGGCGAGGGCGAGAUUGAAGAGUGACGAGGAUUUGGGUCUCAGUCCUGAGGAUAAGAUUAAACUUUUGAGAAUGAAAGUCCCGAGGAGGCAGUUGUCCAUGGAGGAUCGUCCAAGGACUGCGGAGGAGACAACGCCAGAAGCCAAAACACGUCACUAUAGUUUUACGUUUCAUAAAACUGGGGGAAAACUUCAGCCUAGCAAGAGCACGGAUAAUAUGAAGGCUUUUGCGAAGAAAAUGACACUCGAUUUGGUGCCUGCAUCUAGUGCUAAGUCCAUGGAUGAACUUGCUCAUGCUAAGAGGGUGGAGGUCAAGCCUGACAAUGAUAAUGUCGUGAUGAGGCGGGAUAAGAAGAAGCCCAAGGAUCCUGAGAGGAGGAAGAGCAUCAUUCAGGCUGUCUCGGAUUUCUUCAAAAAAAAGGAAGCCAGUCCUUCACCCACUAGCCACAAGGACAAGGGUUCUGUGUUCAGGCUGACUUCCAAGGCAAAAGAUAAAGCUAAGUUGUAUAGGUCUUACUCGGAAGGGUUCGAUCUCGAUAAACUCGAUCGAAAAUCCGACACAAGACCGAAAAGUGCCUGCGAAGGAAUGCUGAUCGAGCAUUACAUGCUCGAGGCGUCACCUCCUGUACCGCCUCCACCACGCAACUACUCCUUGUCCGCAACUCACAUUUCGGACGACAGUUUAUCAGACGAGGAUUCAAAAACUGCAGCUUUGACGUCUCAGAUGCAGAGGAACACCCUGGUAGAUGGAUCCUGCAGCAGUAUUUCCCGUAGAGUAAAGAAUUCAAAGAAAUUAGUAAGACAGAAGAGAUUGAGAAUGGCACAAGAGAUUCAGAGAAAGCUGGAGGAGACUGAGGUGAAGCAGAGAGAUCUGGAGAGUCGAGGAGUCAUCGUUGAGAAAGCAUUGAACGGGGAAGGAGAAUGUUCCGGUCGAGAGGAGACCGAUCUCCUCCGUGAAUUCUUCGACCUAAUGAGAGAGCGCACAGAAUUACGAAGAUACGAGAAAGAACUGUUGGUUCGUGCCCAAGAGGUGCAGCUGGAAGAUCGUCACGAAAGAUUGGAGCAAGAAUUACGAGAGAGAUUGGCUGAUGAUGAUAAGAAUAAAACUAAUGACGACGUGAAGAAAGAGGGAGAAAUAUUGACCGAAAUGUUGGAAAUUGUGGCAAAACGUGACUCCCUUAUAGCCCUGCUGGAGGACGAACGACAAAGAGGAAUUGUACGGCACGGCUUCGCUUUGUAAUGCGAGAACGUCAUGCACUUGAGUGAAAUAUUUAAACUGGGAAUGGUAUAAAGACGAGGACAAGGAACUCGAGGCUCAAAUGUUAUCGAAGGGCCUAAGGUUAACACCAAUCAAGAAGGAGGACACCAAGUAUUCGGUUUAGCUAGCUAAUCGUGAUUAUUUUAACGGAUAAUUAACUAAUCGGAAUUUUCCUUCCGCGAAAUGAAGGAAUUAUUAGAAGAAUUACAGAGAUUGUAUUCAAACAAAUAAUCGGUAGUGGAAUUGAGGUGUGUACGGACCAACAGAGUAUUUUAGAGAUUGACCUGAAACAUUCGUCUCUGGAGCGUGUGAACAUUUUGAUUUUUUUUUUAAUUGAUUGGACAGCAGAGACAUGCUAUCAAAGAUAAACUGGCUGUAGAGACGUGCAGUAACAAGAAGAGAAUAUUUUUCAAUGAUUUAUACGAUGAAAUGGUGGGGGGAAAUGGAAGAAAAAAGCGUGAUAUUGUAAAUUUUAUAAGCGCGAGAAUAUAUUUUUCACCACGAGAAAUAAAAAGAAAUUUUGAAGAGACUGGAAUAAUUAUUUUGGAAUGAAGCAGUUUAAAAAAAAACGGUAUUGACGAGUGAUGUCUUAAUAUAAAAUAAUUUUUAAUAGAUGUACAACCUAAUCCGUUGUUUAAGGUUCACUGAAUGCCGCUCAAAACCACGUGAGAGAGGGGGGAAUUUUAAACAUCGAAUUGAGAUAAUGAAAUUGAAGAAUUUACUGAUAAUGAUUAAUUUCUAAAUUAGCUUAACGAGAUUGAAAUCAAGCUUUCUGCAUCUACCAUCGGUCUAUUACGAGGGUAAUCAAUGUGCCUAAACCAAUCUGGAAUUGAUCACUGUCCAUUCACGUGCAAAUGCAAAAAAAAAAAAUUAUUAAUGCAUUUUAAAGCAUUCAAAUGGAGCUUUUAUCUGUCCGACGAAGUUGAAGAAUCUGUUUCAAAAUAUUGAUCCAACUAAUAGCAGUUGACUCAAACCUAGUCCUCUGAACAAGCAUCGAUAUGCUUCUGCAAGAGCUCACCGCAAAGCCAAAGUUGUAAGAAGAAAAAUAUGAAAAAGACGGGGGAAAAACAAAUUACGUGCAUUGGGCUCUUGUUGACAAUUCACUUAUUUAAGUCACACGGUAAUUGACAAAUUAGUUUGUAUAAUUGUGUAAAUACAUGUAGGACUUAUUAAACCAAUGUAACUGUA